AGAAGGUUAAUCCAAUUUCUCAUGGGGUUGAACGAGAUUUACACAGUUAUUCGUGGGAGCAUACUUAUGAUGAAUCCGCUGCCUACUAUGGCUCAGGCCUUUUCUCUGUUAGUCCAGGAUGAACACCAGAGGGAAAUUAAGCCUUCUAACCAUUUUAAUGUAGAAGCUACUGCUUUACAUGCUGGAAACGUCAGGCCUUCUUCAUCAAAUGUCAGGCCUUCUUCAUCCUACAAGACAAACUAUGCUCCUACUGGUGGUCACUCUCAGCUUCAAUACAAGGACAAAUUCUGCACUUACUGCAACAGGACUGGUCAUCUUAUUGAGAAGUGUUAUCAACUCCAUGGAUAUCCAACUAAUUCAAACAACCCAAGCCCAAAUCAAAGAAACAAUCCAACUCCGAGGCCUAAUACUUUUCGCAAGGGAAAUCAGAGGACCAACAAAGGAUCUGGCAAUAAUGUUGUAGCAAAUGCUAAUUGCACACCAGACUUUACCCCUGGCAAAAGAUUAGAUGAGGAGAUGUACAAUGUGAGCCUUACCAAAGACCAAUAUGGUCAUGUUCAAGGCAUGCUUCAGCAAUUCCACAGGGAACAUGAGAAUGAGGGAUCCAACAACAAUCCAAACCUUGCUAAUGGACCAGCAACUGAUUUUGCAGGUAUCAUAGUCUGCACUUCCUCUAUUGAUUUUGGAAAACUGUCAUGUAAUUGUUUCAAAAACAAAUCUGACUCAUGGAUAUUGGACUCGGGAGCCUCAAACCACAUGACCUUUAAUAUGUCUCUACUACACAACAUCACACUUUUACCAUAUCCUUUGUUAGUUGCCUUGCCUAAUGGAUACAAAGUUAAGGUGACUCAAGUUGGUAGUGUGACAUUAGGGCCCAUGAUCAAUUUAGAUAAAGUUCUGUAUGUGCCAUCUUUUAAAUAUAACUUGAUUUCUAUUCAUACUCUGACUGUUCACUCAAAAUACACUGUUAGCUUCACCAAAACUUCUUGUUUCAUGCAGGCCCCUUCAAUGAAGAGGCCUCUGGUGAUUGGUAGUGCAGAAGAGGGUCUAUACUUCCUGUGUCCAAGUUGUUUGAAGAACUCUUUCAAUAUUUCGAAAUGUAGUAGUGUCAUUCCAAAUAAUUCUUGCAAUAACUGUAGUAACAGACAGUCUAUUCAGACUUUAGAUAACAAGCAAUGUACUCCUAUUCUCAAUAAAGAAAUGUCAUGUUCUAUUCCAUGUCCAGUUUCUUGUACUUCUAGUUCUCAAACAUGUGCUGGAAAUCAUGUAGACAUUGUGUGGCAUAAUAGAUUGGGACAUGUCCCUUUUGUCAAAAUGAGAGAUAUUUCCACCAUCCCUGUGAAGUUCUCAGCCAAGCAACCUUUUAUGUGUUCCAUUUGCCCUAUGGCAAGACAAGAAAGACUACCUUUUAAACCACGAACCACACUAACCUCACACACUUUUGAAUUACUUCAUGUUGACUUGUGGGGGCCUUACCAUACACCAACACAUAACCAUUUUAAAUAUUUCUAUUUCAUUGUUGCAGUCACCUUAUUUCAUUGAUAUUUUGGAUGUUUUUGUUAAAAAUGGCACA
This is a messenger RNA of Solanum tuberosum (potato), 1573 nucleotides long. RefSeq lists its product as uncharacterized. The transcript is spliced from 2 exons. The coding region runs from base 22 to 1542 and encodes 506 amino acids. Lineage: Eukaryota; Viridiplantae; Streptophyta; Magnoliopsida; Solanales; Solanaceae. The record is from RefSeq and is a predicted model, not a curated record.